This is a messenger RNA of Nematostella vectensis (starlet sea anemone), 1446 nucleotides long. RefSeq lists its product as uncharacterized. Gene Ontology annotation, molecular function: DNA binding; protein dimerization activity. The coding region runs from base 820 to 1446 and encodes 208 amino acids. The record is from RefSeq and is a predicted model, not a curated record. The transcript is spliced from 2 exons. Lineage: Eukaryota; Metazoa; Cnidaria; Anthozoa; Actiniaria; Edwardsiidae.
GUGAUAGCUUUUAAUAAAAGUGCCAAUUAGUCCCCAAACCACCUCAAAUUCCACAGGGGAGUAGCCAGGAUUUUAAAUUGGAGGGGGCCCAAAAGAACCUUGUAAGGCAUUUUCACCCUGUAUUUCAAAUAAUGUCCCAUACAUUUACUGUAUUUUUAACUGGUAGAGGGAAAGGUCACCCCUGUGGCCCCCUCCACUUGCUACUUCCGUACUCCAUAUAUUUUAAGGCAUCCAGUUCCUCCACUCUCAAUUGAAAACUUGUUUCAAAAAACAAGGCUACAAGAAAGGAAUUAAAGAGCUUUGAAAAUAUUGAAGAUAUUUAUGAUAUUUUGGUUAAGAUAGGAGAUAAUAACAAUCAAGAGGCAAUACGAACAUUUUAAUAUAACAUUAUUUGGGCAAAUACACCUAAUAACUUACGCCUUUAUUUUUCCAUGGCUUAUUUCAACAAUAUAUCCCAAGAGUUCUCCACUAGUUAUGCCUGCAAAUAACAUUGAAAUUCAACCGCGAGCAUAUUGUUACUUCCAUCACGAUAACAUAAGAGUCCUAGAUCUGAUGUUCUCUCCUAUAGAGAAGAUCGAUUAUUCUUACCUCUCUUUGCCAUGACAGUUGUUCACAGAUAUUAUAAUAGAACGAGGCACCUCAAAUUUCGGUUAUUUUGCUCGCGUUUUAUGGAACGUCCUGUCUCUAUUCCUAUGUCACCCGUCUAGUCAAGCCUUUGUUAUAUUGUCAAAAGUAGAUUGACAGAUGAAAAGGCGCGGCAAAAGAAGCGGGAAAAUUAGACUUGGCCUAAGAAGUUAAAAGAAGUUUUAAGCGCUAGUGAUGUCUUCGCCGAAGCCAAGUUCGAGCCGACCCGAGAUCAACAGUGGCCUUUCAUCUGCAAAAAAGAAAACCAAGCGCUCCAAGGAGAAGUAUUGCUACAUUGAAGACAGCAAGAGGCGUGCCAUCACACUCUCUAAGAGAAAGGCAACUCUUUUCCAGAAUUUUAUGAAAUUAAAUAUUAUGUCUGGGGCAGAUGCAUUUAUGAUAAUUGAAACCCCACGGAAACGAUUUGUGUGGGGAUCAGAUAAAUACAUGAAGCUAUAUACAAGUGCUAAGCUAAGGCCCACAUUACACCAGGAGAUUGUUGACUUGACCGAUACCUCCACUUCUGAAGAAGUACAGAAUGCCGAGCUGAGCUCAAUGGGCGUGGCACCGCUGGAGGAUACACCACAUAGAGUAAACAUGCAUGAAAGUCUGGCAAAUGUCUUAGGUGUGGCCAACAAGACACUGCCACCAAAAGCAAUUAUUCCAGACGCUGUGGCUGGGGUGCUAAAUGAGAGCCCACCAGCACAAGUUCUAGAGCAAGAUGUGCCUCUGCAAAGGUUGCAUCCACCGGUUGAGCUGACAUAUGUGCAAGACAGUGAUAUUCCACUUCUUUUUAUUGGUCAAGAAAUUGAAAGGGACUAA